Drosophila pseudoobscura is the source of this 2402-nucleotide messenger RNA. RefSeq names its product gastrula zinc finger protein XlCGF26.1-like. Bases 302 to 2194 code for a protein of 630 amino acids. The transcript has 6 exons. The record is from RefSeq and is a predicted model, not a curated record. Lineage: Eukaryota; Metazoa; Arthropoda; Insecta; Diptera; Drosophilidae.
CUAGGGAUAACGAAACCAACUAUCCCCGCUGACGAAAGUGCCAACGAAGACAAGUCUGUCCUAUAAAUUAGAUUUGUUUUUUUUGUAUGUUUUUUUUUGUUUUUGUUUUGUUCAAUCCGUCCCCUGACUUAUCGGGUCGGAAACACCCCUGACUUCCCCGUGAGCUAGCUGGGAACGAUAGGCCAGGGUGGCAAAGAGGCGGAUCAUAACAAAUUAAUUUAUAUAAAGCUAGAUUUCCAACGAACCCAACUAACCCACAAACAAUCGAUGUUUAAAAAAAUGAUUAAAUAUCGAUGCAUCGAUGGUGUAUCAUCGAUGUUUUUCCACCUCUACCGAGAACCAAGAAAACGAUGACAGGGAAAAGUUGGUCACACCGUAUGAGUUCAAGUGGAGCGGCAAGAUAUUAUCCCCCAGGCGUCGCUGUGGCACGAUGCGUUUUCUUUGUGAUGUUUGUGGCAAAGGAUUUAUAGCUGAGAACCACCCGAAAAGACAUACCACCAGUCAAAAUAACAAUCAGAUGGCGGAAAUCAGCAAAAGGAAGCCUCUUAGAAGUAAGAACACGUAUCAAAGUCCGUCGCAGAAAAAUAGGACCCUAGAAGACCUCAACAAUGAUCGUCUGGAAAGCAUUUCUCCCAGAAAAAUUCGUAGUACCGCAGAACUUCCAUGUCCGCAAUGCUAUAAAUGUUUUGACUCACAGGACAAGCUCGAAUUUCACAUUGAUAAGAUGUGCCAUAAGUGUCCCCACUGCUCACGCUUUUAUGCAAAUGAACGUAGUCUAGGGAGACAUCAACAAGACAACAUUCCACUGGCAGCCUUUGAGGGCCCGCGAUCAUUAUCGAACAUGAAUGAGCUGAGGGAGCCGCGUGUCAAGCACAGCGACAAUGGCCUGUUUAAGUGCCAAGAAUGCAAUGCAGUAUUCAUCGACAUCCUUUAUCUGCAGAUCCACAGUAAAGAGCACACUAAUGAGCAUAGGCAUCGUAGUCUGUUCAGACAUACCAAGAACGACAUUACAAUGACAGCCUUACAGUGCACGCGUUGCCCGCGUUCAUUCCCUAACAUCCGUGAGGUGAUGAAGCACCGUGUCACGCACAGCGGCGUUGGCUUGUUUAAAUGCCAAGAAUGCAAUGCGGAAUUCAUCGACAUCCUUUAUCUGCAGAUCCACAGUAAAGAGCACACUAAUGAGCAUAGGCAUCGUAGUCUGUUGAGACAUACCAAGAACUACAUUCCAAUGACAGCCUUAGAUUGCACGCGUUGCCCGCGCUCAUUGCCGAACAUCCAUGAGGUGAGGAAGCACCGUGUCAAGCACAGUGACAAUGGCCUGUUUAAAUGCCAAGAAUGCGAUGCGGAAUUCAUCGACAUCCUUUAUCUGCAGAUCCACAGUAAAGAGCACACUGGUGAGCAAGGGCAACUGGAGCGUAGCCGAGGAGCCACACUCCCAAGGGCUAAGAAACAGGACGACUCCGACUCGAAGAAGAGUGUUUUAGAAAUGUUUUCCUGCCAUGACGCUAAUAGUCGCUCAAAGAGUCCAACAAUGAUAAAGAAGAUGAAGCUCACCGACCCCGACCUUGCUAUAUCAAGCGCCACAAAGAAGAGCUGCAUGACCCAAUCCUUGCCAAUAAAACUGGAAAAUACAUGCCAGCAGUGCGGUAAGAAAUUUACCUAUAAAUAUGCCCUGACUAGGCACAUGCUUGUUCACACUGGCGAGCGUCCUUUUGAAUGCACGUAUUGCGAGAAGAAAUAUUCGCGCAAGGUUCAGCUAGAUGAGCACACUACUAUCCACACUGGCGACCGUCCUUUCGAGUGCUUGGUUUGCGAGAAGAAAUUUAUUCGCAAGAUACACCUAGCUGAGCACACUCGUAUUCACACUGGCGAUCGUCCUUACGAGUGCUUGACUUGCGGCAAGACUUUUCCGCGCAAGUAUAUCCUGCUUAAGCACAAUCGUAUCCACACUGGUGAUCACCAUUUCGAUUGCCCGCAAUGCGACAAAAAAUUUAGAGAUAACUACGCACUACAACAACACUUUCGUAAUAUUCACAAUUACGAACGUCGUAACGAGAAAAAUAAUCAAGGGUUCCUCAAGAAGAAGGAAAAAAGCCUUGACGAAAGUUAUAAACUGGAGAUACACGAAAGAAAGGCGUCGAAUAACAACAAUAUGCCUGAACAGCAUUUGGACAUUAAGGAUGAAAUCGCUUGAAGCAUUUUUUCAUUGACAUGACUUUUUUCUUUAACUAAAUAUUUUUUAAACUAACAUUUAACUUAAUAUUUGUGUGUGUUACGCUUUUCUUUUUGAGUACAAACAAGUGGAAGUUGCUUUUUGUUAAAUAUUUUUACACGACAGUUUAAAUUAUAAUAUACGAAUAUGCAAUAUUAAAUAAAUACAUCAGCUUCCUUAUUUAAAUUGA